AUGGCUCUAACCGUUUUGUUGAAGAAGGCCGGCGAACGAGCGAACAACGUAUUAGCCAACUUAGGCAUCGUCGAGUCGAAGUUUCCCGGAAAAGACGGUGACAUGAUCUACUCAAAGAACAACAUCUGUGUACAUCCGCCUUCGUCCGGCGGUGAUAUGAUUCAACAUGUCCCCGGCUACUUGACCAUUCACUGUCAACAAGUGCAGAACGCGGGCAUCACGCUCACACUCCAGUGGCUUCCGAACGAGUCGCUCGAGAAGAAUCCCGCAAGAAUCAACACCAUGUCGCCUCGGUCGUCACCGAACAUUCAGUACGUCGCGUUGCAGAGUCACGCCAAGCUUCGCAACGUUUCCUCUAAUAAAACGGUACUUAAUUUGGUACUUAACAUACUACCAAUUAGUGUUGUUUGUACUGACUAUAGUAAUACGAACAGUAGGGCGUCAGAAUCCUCUAUGCAACUUAAGUUUCCGCUUAUGAUUGUUCAGUGCUUUGAUACGCCGCCGUAACA
This is a messenger RNA of Soboliphyme baturini, 509 nucleotides long. The record is from the annotation of a GenBank genome assembly. NCBI's taxonomy places the organism in Eukaryota, Metazoa, Nematoda, Enoplea, Dioctophymatida, Soboliphymatidae.